Bombus pyrosoma is the source of this 14527-nucleotide messenger RNA. RefSeq lists its product as uncharacterized. NCBI's taxonomy places the organism in Eukaryota, Metazoa, Arthropoda, Insecta, Hymenoptera, Apidae. The transcript has 7 exons. The coding region runs from base 11112 to 13094 and encodes 660 amino acids. The record is from RefSeq and is a predicted model, not a curated record.
AAAAACCACAGGAUAUAGGAAAGUAUAAAAAAAAAUAGGAUAAUCGAAAGUUAAUUAGGAUUAAAUAGGAUAAAUUUAUGCUACGCAGGAUACAGGAGCAGAGACUGCAAUUUUUUCACCAACUCUGCUACUUUCGUUUGUUGCUCCUUUUACGUUUGCGCUCGACUUUCUCCGUUCGUUAGACGUUUUGCCACGGUAUCGUGUCCAAAUUAAUUUCGUAUGGUCCUUGAAACGCGACCAUGCUCUUCUUCAGCACGAUUCUUCGAUUCCUCCUUCUUACGGUCUUUCGUUCUCAGCUAUGCAUCGAAAUUCAUUUUCGUAUCUUGUUCGGCGCGAGAGCCCGCCGAUUGCCAUGUUCUGAUUACUCGAGGAAUCAGAGCGUCCUCCUCGCCGGCCGCAGUAGAUUAAAUUUUAGCAAGUCACUACCAUCACCGGGUUACCGAUUCAUCGCAAUGUUCCUGCAAUUAGCCACCGGUGAAUGGAUUCACGGCAUUCUUAAGAAUUUAGCGGCGGGAAAAAACAGCAGCUUGGUAACGUCUUCGCGGAUGGUGUUGCGUGGAGAACCGGCCGAGCAGAAAUCUCAUGAAAAUUCGAUAUUGACGCAGGAACGUCCGCUACCGUACCAUCCGUUCGCCACCGUAACACGGAACACCGUAAGCGUAAUUCGUCAACGAAAAUUGGUUAAACACGCGUUUGCAAAAUUUCCAUCGAUAUAGAAAAUUAUAAUCGCAAUAUAUGUAAUAGUUAGGUCUCGUCCCUCGUACUAUUAACGGUUAAUAUUUCUACUUGUCCACUGUACGAAUUCCACUGAAAUUACGCGACUAUCGUGAUUAUAAAAAGGAAUUUCAGGAAUUUGCUUAUUAUUGUUUGGCAGUAGUCGCUGAAAGGACUACUUUAUAUACCGUGAAGUGGAACGCGUAAUCGCUAUAACGCAACUACCAGUUUCUUAUAGUUUUCAUUAAUUUUUGUUGCACGUAUACGGCGUUUUAUUUGAAUACUAUUAUUAUAGUAUUUGAGUACUAUUAAUACGCGUUAUAGGUAUUAUAUACGAAACUUUCUGAAAUGUAAUUACCACCGUAACGAGAUAAAACCGAUCGAUUAUAUCGACCUAAUUUGAAAGCAACGAAAACACCCAUACCUAUAGAAAUUAUUACGUUGCAUAUUUUUAGAUUCGAUUAAAAUUUUACCGAUAUAAACGUAACAGUCGCGUUUCGCUAUAACGCCGAUGAAAUUUGAAAAUGUACGUUCGAAAAUGUUCGUAAAAUUCGUAAAAAGAUCGAAAGAUAUUCGCGAAGCGGCCAUUGACAGCGGUCUCGGCGUAAUCGCUGCCGCGUCCGUCUCUGAUCGUGCGUAAACUUUCGCGCAUAAAUAACGUUACAUCUGUUGGCGGACGAUCGAAUCGUCGCGCGUCGCGUAGUCUACGAACGGGUCUAACGACCGGCGAGUUUACGCCGCGUGAUUCACCGAUCGUAUCCUGUUUACGUAUCUUGCAGCACGUCGAUCGAUUCCGGAUGCGGCCUCGCGAAAGCAGCCGAGAAGUCGAUACUAUUCUCCUUGAUGCGGCCGCGACGUAACUCGAAUUCCACACGGAGAAAAGCGCGCCUCUAUUGUUGGUCAAUGUGCGACCGCUUGGUAGCGAUGUGCUCAAGUACACCGCAAGUAGGUUCGGUUCGAACAUUGACCGACUACGUUCGAACCCGCGAUAAGUAUCUCGAGAGAAAGGAAGCUAAUAAUUUCAUACUAAUGAAUUGAUUACGUCAAUCUUGCAAAGCUGUGGUAUGGUAUGUAAAUAGGAACGAUUAGUACCUGAAAGAGUAUCGAUUCAUUCUGAUGUCGAAGACGAUCAAGAUACGUACCUGCGUGUGGAUAGAUCUCUACAAAGAACACCGAACAACUCUAUUAAAUGAAUUGAAUUUUGCUAUUGGAUUUGAUUCGGAUUUACGGAUACGCGUUUGCGUCGAACUUGAUCCCAUCGCUAUAGCUUAGUCGGCUACUAGCGAAAUCGACACUGUCUUACGAUACAGCAAGCGACAAAUUGCCCCGAUAUCAAAUAGUUUAAUAACCGAUACCAUCUUAACGAUCAUCGUUCGAUGAAGUUGCAUCGUGCGAAAGAGAACACCCCUACUAACUGUUCCAUGCAUAACUGUUCUUCCGUCCAAAGACAGGAAAUUUGGAUUUUUCUUUUCGUUCGAUCGAAAUUUUAGCUCGAAACGUAAAGUACGGUGCGAUUCUGACAACCUCGGUUUCGUCUUUUCCUCUGACUUUAAAUUUCGAAUAGUAAUAAACUACUUGUCGGAAUAAAUAAUAGAUAAUAAAAAACGAUAAUCCUCAUAGGCUUUCGAAACAUCGAUGAAACGAAGCAACGAAUCCUUUCGACUCUUUCUUUUCCGCUACUUUCUAAACAUUAUUAUUUUCUUUAAUCGUUUAACAAGUAACUCCAACCUUUCGAGGAUUCUCUUAGACGACGAGUGCGGGAACCUUUUCUGUUUUCUAUUUCUGUGACCGUUGAACGUACCGUAAAAUGAUAAAAAUUUUUGGUAAAAAUAAUAGGGUUGCAUCGAUAUUUAGGAGAGUCGGCCGACGAGAAAGUUAUUAGGGCUUAAAUAUUAUAACGGAGAAUAACGCUUUACGGUGAAAUAGAAUAUCUUCGCUUAACAUUCACUCGUCGCGGUCGACACGCGUUACCGGCACGGCGUCACGGAAAAGAAGAACGAGGUUUCGCAGAAACGGAACGCACGAACCGCUUGAAACAAUAGACCAUCCAUCGCAUACCUCGAACGCGUCGAUUGACCGCGUAUUUUAAACAUGCGUCCAACAAUAGCACCGGUGGAAGAAUGUUAAUUGCAAUGAUACUUGCAGCGGAUGCACGUAAUAUUGUUUUCAAGACUAGUAGUAAGCGAUACCAAAGCUCAUCUCCUACUAAUAGCUUCCGAUCGUAUAUACGUGUAUCGUAUAAACUAACUUGCUAGAUAAAACUCUUCUCCGAUCUUAUUUUAAUCUCUCCGAUUUCAAUUCUUCUUUAUUUCAUCGAACAUUCGACAAUGUUCUUUUCCCCGAUAACGGAUGUUUUCUUCCGAAGAAGGGUGACUUUACUUUCCUCUUUGUCGCACUCUCCGCUCUUAUCCGUUUCUUUUCACUGGCGAAGGAAAGCGAGUUGAAAGUUGUAGCUUAAAAUCCGCUAUUUCGGAUAAUUUACGAUAUUUAGGAAGUCGACAAGAGAUUGGCAAAUUCACCGUCGUCGUCAGUUUCGCUAUGCUUUAUAUCGAAUAUCGUAAAUGGAUAGUGUCGAUAAUGCGAAACGGAAUAGCGACAAAGGGAUCGAAGAAGCGUAGAAAACGCGUAAAACGGUUAAGAAAGUCUAGAGUCUUGAACCACCGGAGAAACGUUUCAAACGGGCGUGAAUAAUAAUUAGCCAACAGUGUCCGGUCUACCUCCUUAGGAGCUUCGAGCGAAUAAAUAAUUAAACGUUAACGUAAAACUCGGCGACCGUGGCAUUUUUAUAUCCGUUAUUUAAAAGCGGACGUGGAGAAAGAAGCCGGACAACGCGUACUCUUAAUAGUCCUGUUACGUGUACGUUUCAUUAUUAAGGUUGAUCGUAGUGCUUAUAGGUACAUGCAGUUUUAGAAUUAGUCUCGUUGCGAGAUAAAAGUGAAAAUAUUAUGACACGAUAGUAGUAACAGCAGUACGCUGCUGUUGGUAAAUGUGCGGACACUUUGUUCCAUUUCUACCAGAAACGCACGAACAUUACCAAGAUGCAUGGAAUCAAUGGGAGACUGACAGCUGAAACUGAUGGAAGAGCAAUAUAUCCGAUGCCUCCUCGUGCAGUCGGCCUAUACGAAAGUCAUUUGCUAAGUCGAAGUUAACGCUUUUUAAAGGAAAAAUUUUCUAUACGGGACGAUAAUGACAAGUAACGGUAACGUGACGAGUAUUUCCUAAAAUUUGCUGUCAACUAUGCCAUUUAGUUUAUUAUACCAUCUAUAAACUUUUACACGCUUAAAUCAUUUGAUACGAAACCAUAUGAGUCGAAAUUAAAACUAUACCAUUUAUCCACGAUAUCCUUAUUUACAGUUUGACGUUACAAGCAUUUCUAGCUGUCAUAAAGGAAUUUUUUAAAUAGGAAAGAUUUCUUAUUGAUAUUCAGGUCGAGUCCGGGUUCGUACGUUCGCGUAUCUAAGGUGCGACAUUUUUGUUUAUCUUUCCGCGUUUUCCAAGGUGUUUCGUGGAAAUGAAGCGUCCUUGGAGUUUACCGUGAAAGUCGAGUUUGGUAUGAAAAGCGAGUUAUCGAGCUCCGUCUCGUAUCACGUCCUUAUUCUAUUUGCGCUGAGAAUCUCGUCGAUUCCGGAUGCAUAGGAUGCAGCCGGUGAAAGUGAGUUCAGGGGCGUAGCCUUGCGACGAGAGAUUAAGGAACGGCCACGUUCGAGAGAACGAGCAAGUCGAGGCGCACAAAGUCUCCGCUAGUAUAUUCAUAUAUACUUUUAUUCGAACGCAUUUCUAGAUACCUACAGAUUUAUUUGGCGACCUGAAAAGUUUUUCUAAAAGUAAAUAAUUUUUCAUUCUUAAUAAUUAUAAUCUGGCAUUUUCAAGUUCCAAUAAAACCGUACGUACGUUCCUUUAAAAUAUAGAAAGUGAAAUAUAAGGUUGUAUAAACACGUUGAAUGUUUCGGUUUCUGCUCAAAGAUUUCGUAAGAAUAAAGUUUUCUCGCAGAGACGCGAGUAUCGCGGCGGGCCAAAGAGAUAAAGAGAGAUUUUAAUCGGAACGAAUUGCUGAAAGAAUAUUUAUCGUCGCAUGACAACAAUAUCGGUUUUCGAUAAAAGUUACACGUUGGUCUGUGCCGACGUUCCACAGAUAUCGUAGUUACAGUAUGCAAAUACUUUAAUGGAAUACGUCAUCUGCGACUAAUUUAUAUACAAACAUAUAUUAAAAGCUAUUAUACAUGAAAUACGUAACAUCGAUACGGCUGAAAAUUCAUUUUCAUUCGUGCAUUUCUAUUUCUUCCAUUUUAGUUAAAUUCGGAAUUAUGUCAUCGUAGUGACAAAUUUCUAUCUGCUUGCAUUCUACAAGACAGCCUCGAACGCAUUUUAUUUGUAACGUGAUAAAAAAUUACAGCUUGAAACAACGAGUUAUCACGUCUGAUUUAUUAUUUCGUCACUUUGCAAAUACCACGGAGAAAGUAACUUUAUUCCGCGUGAGAUUCAGAUAAAUCGUUAUUCGAUACUUUUUCCUUUGAGUUUUGACAUAAGGGAUUGCCCGUUAUUUUAUUUCAGCCAAGUGGCUUCGAUUUGAUCGAGACAAUGAAUUUUUAUAAUGGUAGCGCGCCUGCGCUCAAAGUUGUUCUCGCUUCGAACAUUAUCCAACAGAAAGACGUCUAUAUUGUCUAUAUUGCAAAAUCAUAGGAGCAGAUCAUUUUUCAAAUAUAUUAUUCGUCGUAUUAACGUCGACGUAAGAUAAAUCAUUGGGUUAAUCAUAUGGGUAGUUGGCUGUUCUACGUAAACGGGUAAGCAUAUUGGUAUAGUUAGAGGAAUAUCAGCGAGAUUGAAAACAGGCUGGAACGUUGACGUUCGAAGAACAAAGAGGCGUAAAAGAAGGACAAGAAGACUGAAAUAGACGACGAUGAUGCAAAGGAGAAAUGGCAUAGGGAGAGUGAGAGUAACUUGUCCCAUUGAAUCGAUAUUAAUCUCCCUCCGUAUUAGGUAGCGGAACUAACGGCAUUGGUAUGCAAGACAGUGUGGCCAACAAAAGUGAAAAACGAGAGUAAGCGAAUCCCGGUUGCCGCUGUAUCGUCGAGAACAAUUUCAAAAUUGCACCAGCGCGAGAAAGCAAGUAGCCGGAGGUCCGCCAGUGACUCAUUGUCACGGGAUUCGUUAACUCGCCAGGUGGGAGGCUGGUUGGAACAGAAAAUUCACGCGUAGGUGGUGAAAGUGAGUGGUUCGGUGACUUAACGAGACCGUUUUCGCCUGAUGUCUGACGCGUCGGUCGCUAUAAACGUGGAGAAUACGAGCGAUUUUAUACAUAAGAAUGCUAUCUUUUACAGUGAAUAUUUAUUAAAUUCGCACGGCUUGUCUUUUGAUUAGUUUUAUCACUGACAGACACGUUAGAGAACGAAUUAUCGCGCGAGUUAAAUCAUCUUUGCAAGUUACGAGUUGUAUUUUCGUGGAAUCAAGUACGAGUUCUAUAUCUGCGUACAAUCGAACGAUACGAUUUUUACAUUCUCCACUUAGUCCACUUGGUGUUCGAACUUUAACUUUUCAAUCGAAAUUCAUAAAUAUUUGCAUUUUGCAACUUGAUACUCCGUGUUUCACGUAACUCGUGACUUGUUUGAUAAAUUUAUGUUGGAAUAAUCGAGUUACAAGUAUGCGCUGUAUGAUCUAUUUCGCCAGCUGCGUGGCAAUUUUAUCGAGCGAACUUGAGCGCGUUCGACGCAAUUGUGAAAGAAAGCAUUCUUAUUCCCGUAGAAAGUGCAUUCUUCUUCUUCUUCCUCUUCUUCCUCUUCUUCUUCUUUUUCUUCUUCUUCUUCUUCUUCUUCUUCUUCUUCCUCUUCUUCUUCGACAGACCGGUGAUCAGCUAAACGGCGGAGCUAUUUUUUUUUCUUCGUCGCGCAAUGACGGUGAUAAACGAUCCUGCUCUCGCCCGGAGAAAUCUUUCGAUCUAUCAUUCGCCUCCUUUUCUUUGAUUUCCUAUUCUUCGAUGUUCGCGACGCUCGUAUUGGGAAAGGUCGAUCCUUGGUGCUUUUACGAGUUACAGUCAUAAUGUGUAGCAUUAUGACGAGACGUAAAGUGAAACGCUUCGAUCCUUAUCUUCCUUCCGAUGAUACACGCUGUUACUACAACGGUGAUGGAGAAUAUAGUUUCAUGGUCGAAAGUGUAACGACUUUCAAUUUUACGUGGUAAUUGGCGAGCAAGUUACAAUAGGCGAGAAUUUAUGAAAUAUUCUACUAAUAAGUAGCGAUGGGCUUAAAGUAUUGUACGUCGCAAGUAUAGCGGCUGCAAAACGUAUUCGCCCGUCAUUUCUAGCUGGGUUCACCAAUAAGUUUCUUUACUUUUCGCUAGUACGUGAUAUACCUGUAUUUCGAGGAAUAUUAUAAUUUACAUAAAGGAAAAUUAAGGAAGACGGAUGUGUGUGUGUGUAGAUAGAUAGAUAGGUAGAUAGAUAGAUAGAUAAUAGAUUAAUUUUUUUAUUUAUAAUUUACUUUUUUUUUUUAGAAAAAAAGCAAUGCUUUAACAGUAGAAACGAUGGAACUUUACGACCAUCUUAACAGAGAUUAAUCAAAAAUCGCUUCUCUUAGGUAUCGUUCAUAGAUAGUUGGAAGAGAAAACGGGUUAAAAUAAAUAUAGGAAUUCCAGCUAUCGCGUAUAAUUCUGUAUAAUUUUCCUGCGAUAAACGUUUAACGAAACACCCGCAAGUAGCUGGAAAUCGCAGGAUGACGCACUAUGAAUUUUAAUACAACAUGGUUGGAAAGAGCGAAACUGGUUAAAUCGAAAGAUACGAAUCUUUGAAAGAUACAUAACUGGUAAAUGUAGGAAGUUUCGCGACAAACUAAUAGCAUAAUGUUACGACGAUCGAUACGUAUGAUCGAUACAUGUCAAAUUACGUAAAAAGGAAAUUGGUAUUUUUUAUAUAAAAGUAUUAAUUGUCCGUUCUAACUUUUAAUAGACGAUACGAACAUCUGUUUAAUUUCUGUUUCUUUAAUUGCGUCCAUAAAAAUAUAAAUUUGCGUAAAACCGGCAAUUUCCUUCCGAGUAUUGGAACUGUACGAAGCGAAGCUCGAAUGUUGGAUUUGAUUGGGACUUAUAGUUCCAUGUUGAAGUUGCUGCCAUCGCUACCAAUAAGUAGCAAGUAAGUUCUAUAUCGAGAUUGAAAACAAUCGAAAUAUCAGACAAUGGAAGAAAGCGUUUCAGCAAGCGUGAUAAAAAUUUAUUAGCUAUCGAGGCAUUUGAGAUCACGCGUGUGAUUUUGUUUAGCAAACGGCUAAUUGUUCCAGCUUCUUUCUCUGUUUCCUAUACGAUGACGCGCGUUUGUGUGUGUUACGCGUGAAUUACGAAUAUCGUUACACAAAGGUGGCAGAUUUCGUGGCCUCUCGUUUGUAGAACAAACGAAACGGGUUCUCUGAUCCAUCGCGUGCGAUACUUUAUCGGCCUGCGAUUCACGCGCGACGAACUGUUAAAUAUCGCGUUAAACGCUUCAUUUUAUAUCUUUCCAUGGUAUGUUUGAAACCCGCUUCGGUUGAAACGACUGCUUGAUCCUUUGCAACAAGUACGAAGAGUAGAGAUAAUGGUCAAUUUGUAUUCUUUAAAUACACUUUCGCGACUCUACGAUAACGUCGACCGUGUUUCUUCUCCAUAUAGCUUAAUGUGAAUGCGAAAUACAUUGUUUUAAAUAUUUUCUAUAAAUCUACGAUCUUUGAUAGUUUUAACGUUAAAUACGAGAUUUGUUAUCAUUUAUUUAUGUUGGUUGCUUCGACAUAAAGCUCGUGAUAUUUGGCAUGUCAGACGACGAAUUUGUUCUGUUACUUUCUCGAUCGUUCUCAAAUUGCACGACGUUGUGUGUGUGUGUGUGUGUGUGUGUGUGUGUGUAGAAAAUAAUUACGAACGCAGAAAACGUCAAACUACUUUCUACCGUUCGCGAUGCCCGGAUACCGUUAAACGCCGAUACUAAUAUAACGAAAAUCGAGGGGCCCCUUUCGAAAGUUCUUUCAGUCGAAAAUGAAUAUCGGUAAACAAAGUUAAGACACGCCAUUCGAAAUAUAUUUGUUUAAUUUGGCAAUUUAUUACAUUGUUUGUUACAAGCGUGCAGAUCGCGAAUGUUUCGUUUCAAUAAAGAGAUAUUAACAAAUGGAACAGGUAAGACGGGAAAUAAAUAUUUUUAUAACAUAAUUAAUUUUAAUGUUCAUUUCAUUUUAGUGUUCUUGUCACAUAAUUACGAAUUGUUUCGCCUUGGAAUGUUCCUAUAAUUUUUAGCAAAUUACACUUUCCAAGUUACGCAUAAUUGUCAUAAAACAAUAGUAACACAAAGCGAAAAUAUAUUAUUAAAUGGCGAUCGCGGUUAAUCAAUAGCGUAAACAUAGCACUUCUUCGUCUUAGCCGAUAAGUAAACUAAUCGAUUUUUCGUUUGCUUUUAUUUCAUACAGCAAUUUAGUAAGUAUAUGACUAACGAAUAAACAGGUAUAAAACUUUGGAAAGAAAUAAAAUUUCUGACGAAAUAUUUGUUUAUUCGAAUUAAUUGCAAGUUAAUACCAGCGAUUCUUUUAAAUAACCGAGUAAAGGCCUUCGACAAUCCGUGCCGAUACUGUCGUCGGCUCAUGCUAAUUGUAAAUUUAUUUCCAAAUGCGCGAAUCCUUUCUUCGUUCGGAGUAAGAAACUUUAAUUUUUGUCGUCGUCAUACGUUCGAUCAGAGGGAAAGUUUCAGACUUGUACUAUCCAAUUCCGACAAGAAAUUACAAAUUAGCGUUCAUCGUUUGUCCACUAGUCGUCGAACGAAUUUCCAUUUUUCACGCUCCUAGCCGUGACCGUUGAUUUACAUGGCAGAACUUUAUCGUGACAAUUUUAUUACCACUUGCAAUCAGUCGCAAUUUGAUUUCCUUAUCUUGAUGGACAUACCGUUGAUUCGUAAGUGACAGGAUGCUUCGACUAAUUUAAAACAACGGUGUAUGAAUGUUGGUGAAACGUUUAAAUCAAUUUAAAUCAAUGAGAAAUUAGAGGCCGGAGGCGAUACUUAUCUUAAGGCGUUUUCUUAUAGAAUCAAUAACAAAUAAUAAAAGAUUCACUGACAGAAUAUUAAAAUUUGAAACGCGAUUCAUCGAUGUAUCUACUGGAUUCAAAUAUUAUAAUAUAAAUUCAGCGAAACCUCUCUUAUCCGUUCUGCAUUUUAGAGACCAUGUAAAUGUAACGUGCAGACAGAGAAAGAACUUUUUCGGAAUGUUCUGUUCGUCACCUUUAAUUUCGACACGGCUUAUUUAAAGUCAAUUUUGUUACACCGAAGUAAUAAAAUAAUAACCAGAAUGUGGUUAUUAUUAUUUAUCGAUGCAAUUUUUAUUUACGAUCCUGUAAAUUAAUUGGACUGGCAAUGGUAAGCAAGUGGCUGGCUAUUUUCGAGCCACGACGUAUACAUUUUUCGAGGACGUGUAUGAAGUAGAACGAUGAUAAAUACGCGGAAGAUUCUUCCUCCCUUAAAAUAGUCACAACUCGAGUUCGCUGAGCCAUACAUCCCAGCUUUGUGUUUCGAUAAUUUAUGCGUACAUUUGCAACAUUUUCCUCGUAAUUUGUACGUCGGUUUGCGAACGAAUCGUCCGUUUAUUGGCACGCUAAACGUGUUAAAAGCGCAGCUUCUUCGGGCAUUCUUCGAGGAAUACGGCGCCGCUGGCGCUGAUACGUCCAGGUUAAAACCGUUCUUUCAGCGAUUAGCAUAUAGGCACACUGACACACUAAGGUCGUGUAUCUACGUGCUUUCCUUUUUCUUUUUCCUUUUUCUUUUUCUUUUUUUUUUUUCUUUUUUUUUCUUUCUUACGAUACUUUUGGUACCAGACAAAGUCUGAAGUAAAGAAUUUUGGAGCACGCAGCGCGACCAGUUUGGCAGAGUGGAAUGACAAACAGGUAACCGAUCGUGAGCGAGCGGUUGGAUUUGCAAUAAAACUACGCUGCGUCGUGAAAAUAUUUGAAACUAAUAUUUGGCAUAGGAAACCUUUUAAGAAUUAUUGUAUUUACAGCGUCGUUCUUUUGUUCGAUCAUCGCGUAUCGUUAUUAUCCUUUUAACAUGCUAGACUAAAAUAUGCUAAAAAUGGAACGUACUUUAAAUUAAACGUAUUCACCUUGUUUAUCAUCUACCUUAAAUAUAUCUGUUUGCUUGUAUCGAGACGCUGUUUCCUUUUUCCGAAGAAGUACAUCGUUUAAUUCGUAUUCGCGUAAACGUAUUCGCGUUUCCAUCUACCGAUCAACUAUUUUACGAAUAAUUUGUUUGUAACAAAUUUCGAAUUUACGCGGUUGACCGGCAUGGGUGCUGAGCAAUUUAUACGCUACUCUAUAGUUUAUAUAUACCAAAGAAUAUGUACACGUAUGUAUAUUGGUUAACAGGGACAUUUCGGUAGAAUUCGGUCACCGAAGGUGCUUAAGUUUGAAGUAUGCUCUUAAGAACGUACGCCGGAGAAAUAUCUACAGUGGUAAUGGAAUAUUAUGGAGAUGAUUUAAACGGAGAGGACACUCGCAUGAUGGAGAGGACGUGGCGGAGUAUACGGAGAUCGACUUUAAUCUUGUUGCUGCCUUUGCUUUUAGCUGGUGUAAAUUGCGAAGCUCCGUUGGUGGACAGUAGUGCACUGCCAUUAGAACACAGAUCGGUUUACGGGCCACCGGCGCAAUAUGGUCCUCCUGCGACGCACGGCGCCGAGGAAAAUUGGCCGCUGGCGUCUCCGGACACACCGCAAAUAAAACAUUUGCAGGUGCAAUGCGAGAAGACGCACAUGCGAGUAAACAUCGAGUUCGACAGACCGUUUUACGGAAUGAUCUUCAGUAAAGGUUUCUACUCGGACCCGCAUUGCGUUCACUUGAAGCCGGGCACAGGUCAUCUGAGCGCGACCUUCGAGAUCUUUUUGAAUUCCUGCGGAAUGAGUUCCUCCGCUAACCAUAACGUGGCGGCUUACGGAGCUCCGACACCUUCCGGUAGUUACGUGGAGAACACAAUAAUCGUUCAGUACGAUCCGUACGUGCAGGAAGUGUGGGAUCAAGCGAGGAAGCUGCGCUGCACUUGGUACGAUUUCUAUGAAAAGGCAGUAACCUUCAGACCCUUCCAAGUGGAUAUGUUACACGCCGUUACCGCCAACUUCCUCGGCGAUAAUCUGCAAUGCUGGAUGCAGAUCCAGGUUGGCAAAGGACCAUGGGCCAGCGAAGUCUCCGGCAUAGUGAAGAUAGGGCAAACCAUGACCAUGGUCUUGGCUAUCAAAGACGAUGAGAAUAAGUUCGACAUGUUGGUGAGGAACUGCGUUGCCCACGAUGGCAAGAGAGCACCUAUUCAGCUGGUAGAUCAGUAUGGUUGCGUUGUUAGGCCGAAGAUCAUGUCAAGGUUCCAGAAGAUAAAGAACUUCGGCCCGAGCGCCUCCGUCGUCAGCUUCGCUUACUUCCAGGCUUUCAAAUUCCCCGAUAGCAUGAACGUUCAUUUUCAAUGCGUGAUACAAGUUUGUCGUUACAAUUGUCCGGAGCCAAAAUGUGGACAUCCUGGGCUCGAGUACGGUGCCCCUGCCGCGGGUCUCACUCAGGAAUACGGUGCACCGGUUCAUCAGAACCUUGGUGCCGAAUAUGGAGCGCCUCCGGUACCCGAAUACGGUGUACCACCGGCGUUUGCCGAUCCUCGGCAUCCCAGUGGACCGGCUGGAGCUUACAGUGAGCAGAACGCGGACGUGGUACCAGCGCCGCAAGCACAAACCUCGUCUUCCUCGCCGAGUUCUACGCCGGGAGAUGCGACGGCCAGUAGCUCGCCGCAGAGCCCGCAAGAUAACAUUCACCUUCCUCCGCCCCCUCUUCCUGGUCAUCCAGCCGGGGCCUAUCAGACCGUGAAGAGAAAGGGAACCGCCGGUUCCGAGGAGCUCGAGGGUAACCUGGCCACCCUCGGAGGUCGACCGAGGUCGGUCGAAGGUUUUCCAGCCGAGCUUAGAGGUGCCAGAAGGCGAAGAUCCGCCGACGAACAUUUGCAUGACGAUGAUUCCAGUAUCUACCGCACUGUCACCUUAGUCUCGAGCCAUGUGUACAAGCGAGCAGCCCAGGAGAUGACAGACGUGAACACCUCGAGGACGAUUCAGGUGGUCGCGCCAGGCGACGUGAACUUCGCCUUAGGCACAACGAAUUCCAGCAACGAUACCACGGUUGUUAUCCAAAACGCCAGCGCCUCGGCCGAUCCCGAGACCAUCUGCAUGAGUCUGCCUGGUUUCGUCGGUGGUCUCGUGAUGCUUCUUCUCGUAGUGGUAGUCGCGUCCCUCGUUGCGGCGUUCCUGUUCGUCAGGGUGCGCGCCGUUGACCGGAAAAACAUCGUGGCCGGAAGCGGCUUCGUGCACGCGGCGUACGCAGCGGAUAACUGCAGCGUGCCGAACCCAGAAUUCGUCAAGGUGGCCAACUGAGAAACGGUGGCGACGGUGAAAGAAAUUCGGUGAAGAACGAGAGAAAACGAUUCCUCGAGGAUGGCCGAUCUCGAGGACGGACACCGUGCUGCAAUAUUAUUUAAUUUUUAUGGCCGAGUUACCUCGAACAUUCUCUCCGUUCUCCUCUGUCGUUCGUUCGAUUUUCUCUUUCGGAAUCCAGCUUCUUUUCCACAGGCCUCUUUCCUUAGUCGAAUCUUAUCGUUGGUCGAUCGAACGUGUGCUUUUCUCUUCGAUCGAGUUUGCUUGAACGAAGGAACGGACGGAAUGUUCGGGUACCGUGUAAAUAAGCGCACUAGAAACGCGACUCCGCAGCAGAAGCAGAGAGAACAAGAGAAAAGGAGGAUGAAUCAAAGAAUCGGAAGAACGACGCGCAAUCGUGUCUGUUAACGCUUUCGCUGCCACGAAGCACCGCGUACCAUCGGGUUGUUCAAACUUUACGCGUUUGCAACGUAACUGCUUGCAACGAUCGUAGGAAGAUGGCUGUAUCGAUGUGUUUAGGAUAUGCGUUUACGCGACUAACGGCGAAACGUUGUCCGAUGCGGGUCGUUCUAGGCCGGACUCCGUGGCACGUCACGAUCGCGGUAAGACUAAGAAAAAGUAGCUUAAUCAGGCGUUAAGGCGUUAAGAUUAAGGAACAAGUCGCGGCGUGCUACGAGGGUAAGGUUCGUCGAUGAUCGCCGGAGCAGCCUCGGAGGGCAUUGUAAAUAAGUCGGAAGUAGUCAGACGGCCCUACGCGAUGCGACGCGCGGAUUUCUUUCUCAAUUCCGCGUGCUCGAUCGCAAACUGUGUUUGUGUACACUCGAUUAUUUAUACGUUUGUAUAAUUCGAAAGAUAUUCCUUCUUCCAACUUCGCUGUACCUCGUAUCUCGUAUCGUGAGCCACGGGUUCUGCGUGUUUGAUGUUUCGCGCGACCGGAAGCCGGAUGUCUCUAUCGGAACUCGUGACGAUUCCUUCGUAUGUCUUCUUAUUUAUAUCGUUUUUCUUUUUACGCUAUCUCUAACUCUCUCUUUAUCUUUCGAUCGAUCUAACCCUAAUUUAUUUGUCGAAAUUACCCGCGAACAUACCUCUCUCCUCAUUCUUCCUCAUUCUCCUUCAUUUUCUCAUCCCUUUUUUCCUCGCUCUUUCGUCCCCCUUGUUCGCUUAGUAUUUAAGAUUUUCGAGGAAAGAAUAUUCCCUGGAUACGGGAAUAUGUUUCAAGUAUGUGUCUUAAGCACACGCCCGCGCUUACAGAAACACACGUACGUACGUACGAAUGUAUAUGUAACCUACGAUGCAGACAGAGUUGCACACGUACACGCAUACGCGCAAGUAUAUAUGUGCGUGAGUUACAUCGUAUACGUCGUAUAAAUACUGGCGCGAGCAACGUAUACACUGAGACAAGAUAUGAUUAUUUCAUAAUUAUUUUAAUUACA